AUGGAAGAAAAUGAUCAGAAUAACCAUCCAGUGGACAAUCAGGAGUCGAGCAACGAGUCUAACCGAGCCAUCAUGCCGCUUCUUCAGGCGCCGGGCAACCAGCUCCCUCACCGGAUCACUAACUUUUUCAUCGACAACAUCUUGCGGCCGGACUUCGGAAAAAGGAAAGACGGCCACCGCGAUCAGAACCACGUCCCUGGGAGAGAGAACGUCAGCCCGUUGGCGGUGGUGUCCGGGCAGAGCGGAGGCACUCCACCUAGCCCGUCUGCCCCGGCCAAGAAACGAGAUGUGGCGGGAGAAGGAGCGCUGAGGAACGGCGAGAGCGCCGAGCAGUCCCAAAGCUCGGAUUCCGACAGCUCCCACAGCAGCACCAACGCAGUUUCCCAACCCAUGCUCUGGCCUGCCUGGGUUUACUGCACUAGAUACUCGGACAGGCCUUCUUCAGGUCCCAGGUCCCGUAAACCAAAGAAAAAGACUCCCAAUAAAGAGGACAAGCGACCGAGGACAGCGUUCACUGCCGAACAAUUGCAGAGACUGAAAGCCGAGUUUCAGACUAACCGCUACCUAACCGAACAACGCCGGCAGAGCUUGGCUCACGAACUCAGUCUCAACGAAUCCCAAAUCAAAAUCUGGUUUCAGAAUAAGCGAGCCAAAAUCAAGAAAGCUAGCGGAUCAAAGAACACACUGGCACUCCAUUUAAUGGCGCAAGGACUUUAUAACCAUUCCAGCACGGGGAAAGAAGACAAGGAAGAAAGUGAAUAG
Messenger RNA from Mobula hypostoma (lesser devil ray), 762 nucleotides. RefSeq names its product engrailed homeobox 2a (gene en2a). The record is from RefSeq and is a predicted model, not a curated record. Gene Ontology annotation, molecular function: RNA polymerase II cis-regulatory region sequence-specific DNA binding; DNA-binding transcription factor activity, RNA polymerase II-specific. Gene Ontology annotation, cellular component: nucleus. Bases 1 to 762 code for a protein of 253 amino acids. NCBI's taxonomy places the organism in Eukaryota, Metazoa, Chordata, Chondrichthyes, Myliobatiformes, Myliobatidae. Gene Ontology annotation, biological process: neuron differentiation; multicellular organism development; regulation of transcription by RNA polymerase II. The transcript is spliced from 3 exons.